GUCGGGCUGAGGGUUGGACUCGAUGAUCCUGAGGGUCUUUUCCAACCGGAAUGAUUCUGGGAUUCUGUGAUUCCCUCACCUGGGCGGAGGGCACCGCUCUGGUGCCCCGGGCAUUGCGCAGCUGGUCCCAUCUCCCCUGGGACAGGAACAGAGAGGUGGGGGAGGCAGGACAGCAUUUUUUUAGGUGACUUCUUGCUGCUCAGGGUUUUAAAGGCCUGAUGCCCCCUGGCAGCCCCUUUGCGAUGGCUCAGCCCCUGCCUUCAGCUCUGCUGGGAGCAGCAGUGUCCUGCGGGGCCGAGCAGCUCGCGAGGGCCGGGCUCUGCUCUCGCACCAGUGCCGUGCCAGUUUCUACCAGCGUGGGAGAAACCCCAGCUGGGUGGUGGCAAUCGAGUUCCCAAACGCAUUCAGACAACACCGACUGAUUUUUUUUUUUUCUUAAAAACUCCAGGCAAGUUAUUGCCAAAAUCUCCCAGACCCAGGUUGCAUUAAGCACAGUAGAAAACCAGUUUCUGUCUGUGCUGUGGGUACCGACGGGAUGUCAGGGCUGGGCAGGAGGGAGCCGAGCAUCCCCCCUCCUUGCCCAACACCCCCUGCAGCACUACAGUGCCCGUGGGCACCAGCCAUGGGGGUCCCAGGUAGUGCGUGUGGACACGCAGCACUCCCCAGCAGCUCCCCGCCUCCUCCCACUGCUCUCCCCCGGCCCUUAAUCUGUUUGAAUUCUCUACCUAGGAGCCGUUGGCCCUGGCAGCCCCGGGGAGCAGGGCUUUCUCCCUCCCGCAGAUUGUGCUCACCGAGUGGGUGUCUGAACCGCCGUCCCCCGAAGCCGAACCGGAGCUGUGGGUGGAAACGGGCUCCUCGGAGCAUGGGGACCCGGCCGGCAGCGGAGGAGCAGGAGGGGAGUUUGCACCCACAGGGGGAAGGAAAUGCCGUGUGUCUCCUGGCAUGUCCGGAAAGUCUCCAUCUGCACCCGGGUACCCUCCAGCCUCAGCCCCGCAGCCCCCGAGCAGCCCGUCUCAGGGCUGUGCCCCUGCAGCAGGAGAGACUUGGAGGUUCCCUCUAGCAGCCAGCAAGGUCUCGUCUCUCUCAAAGCAUAAACGGAGCCGUCCCGCAGUGGGAGGAGGAGGGGAUGCCGCUGGCAGGCAAGAAGGCAGCGGCCAGACUCCUUACCGAGGUCCCUCGGCUGCACAGCCCCCUCAUCUCUGCGGGGAAGCCAAACGUCCCGGAGCUGGAGCGGCCGCGCUCCCCUCCACCGGUGCAGGCAGCCAAGGGCCCGGCACCGUCCCCCAACUUCCCGGUGCUGGGGACCCUCGAGGAGCAGCCAGGCAGAGUGUGCGGGAGGCAUCGCUCUCUCCUGGAGACUCCGCUGGGAUUUGCAGACGAGCGCAGAUUGAGGACAGCUCGCCAGCCCCAGCCUGCCCGGUGCCAGAUCCCAGAGCUUUCCCGGGCGGGGAUCCAGUCCCAGGCCAGUCCCAGGCUGAGCAUCCCCCGGUCGGUGCUUUCUCGAGGCCGAGCCAUUGUGCAGCAUCGCCGGGCCGGGGCGGGGGGGCUCCGGCUGCCGGGGGGGAAGGCGGCGCGGAGGAUGCCGGCGCGGGGGGGAAGGCAGCGGAGGGGGUCUGCAAAGGGCAGUUGUCCCCUCGCCACUCCAUGACUCCGCGCAGCAAGGAGAUUUAUGAAGGCACGUACCAAAGACUGGAUAGCCUGGAAGAAACUAUCCGUGAGCUGGAACUAACCAUCAGUGAGAUCAGCAGCCAUCCCUCGGCUGAAUUUGUAUUCCCUAGAGAGCUGCUAGGACAAGCGGGACCCAAGGGUACCAGCGAGGAGAGCAAGGAAGGUCUGGGGGAUCUCAAACACGGUAGCUGUGACGAUGGGACUGUCCUGGACCUCAGUCGAGCCAAAGAUGAUGAGAGUCCAUCUCCAAGCAAGCCCAAGCCGCCUCUGCUACCCAAGCCGCAGCUCCCCCUCGACACUCCGCAGCAGAGCGGUGGCGUGUCCAUCCCGGCCAUGAAGGUGGUGAACCCGGCGUCCCGGCUGAAGCAGAGCCCACAGGGCAGCCCCGACAAGAGCAAGCACAUAAAGCAGCGGAUGGAGUACAUGCGGAUCCAGGGCCAGCAGCAGGUAGUCCAUCUCUAGCACUGGCCCAGCCGGCUCUCCUGGUAGCCGGGCGAGCCGCAGGCUGCCCACAGCUCCAGCAUCCCCCUCGCUGCCUUGUACGGGGAGAGGGUGCUUGUGGUGGGCAGGGGAGACCCUGCGGGUGUUGCUUUCGGGGACCAGGGUGUCCCCUUCCGCCUUGGCUGAGCCCCGUGGGGGUGCAGGGACCAAGGGGCUCUCACCCCAGUCUGAGCCCGGCGUGGGCUGUUGGGGACGGGGACACAACUUUGCGCUGAG
Athene cunicularia (burrowing owl) is the source of this 2385-nucleotide messenger RNA. Its product is annotated as translation initiation factor IF-2-like. Bases 943 to 2130 code for a protein of 395 amino acids. The record is from RefSeq and is a predicted model, not a curated record. The transcript is spliced from 3 exons. Lineage: Eukaryota; Metazoa; Chordata; Aves; Strigiformes; Strigidae.